Messenger RNA from Guyanagaster necrorhizus, 1793 nucleotides. RefSeq names its product protein phosphatase 5. Lineage: Eukaryota; Fungi; Basidiomycota; Agaricomycetes; Agaricales; Physalacriaceae. The coding region runs from base 333 to 1715 and encodes 460 amino acids. The record is from RefSeq and is a predicted model, not a curated record. The transcript has 15 exons. Gene Ontology annotation, molecular function: protein binding; hydrolase activity.
UCAACCUCCGCCUCGACGCCGCCGUCGUCUGCCCCGUCACCUCAUAUAGCUUCCCUGAAGCUCUCCGACGAAGAAAUCCCUGACGUCGACAAGGCCUUGGCUGUCGAUCUCAAAGCCCAGGCCAACAUUGCCUUCACCAGUCCGUCAACUUUUUUCCGUCCCCCGUGUCCAGCUGAUCAUUUCGACGCGGAAAUGAAACCCUUUUUCAUUAAUUUUGCCUUUCAUUUUCAUCUCAAGGCCAUGAUUUCACUGCUGCUGCUCGUCUGUACACGGAGGCUAUCGACAAGAACCCUCAUGAACCUACGUUGUGGUGUAAUAGGGCCUAUGCUAGGAUGAAACUCGAGGAGUUUGGGUACGCGUUGACGGACGCCUCCCAUGCCAUCCAAUUGGAUCCCAAAUACGCAAAAGCGUACUACAGACGAGCAACAUGCUACCUGCAAAUCCUCCAGCCCCAAAAAGCCGUCCCCGAUUUCCGCAAAGUCAUCGCUCUAGAACCCAAAAAUGAAACUGUCCGUGCGCAGAUGGUCUCUACGCAGAAGCUUAUAAGGAAGAUCGAAUUUGAAAAGGCCAUCGAGGUAGAAGGGGAGAAGAGCCCCAUCGAGAGAUGCUACGAAAUCAUAGCUGAGGGCGGGUGCGACGUUGAGACGACAUACAGUGGUCCAAAGCUCCCAUUGACUGACGGGAAAUACGGUAUCACGCCCAGCUUUAUCAAAGAUAUGGUAGAAUGGUUCAGAAAUGGCAAAAACCUUCCGAAACGGUAUGUAUGGGAGAUCGUCCUUGGCGCCUACAAUCACUUCCAGGCCGAAUCAACAAUGUUAGAGGUAGCGCUGGAAGAGGGCGUUACUUGUGACGUUAUUGGUGAUGUUCACGGUCAGUUUUACGAUAUGCUUCAUCUGUAUUCGAUGACGGGAGAACCGAAUGAGAAACACUACCUCCUCAUGAAUGGAGACCUUGUCGAUCGGGGAUCGUGGUCAAUAGAGGUUAUAUUAACAGCGUUUGCGUACAAGUGGUUGUACCCGAAAUACAUGUUCAUCAACAGAGGGAACCAUGAAGCAAAGGAGAUGAAUCGUACGUAUGGGUUUGAAGGCGAGGCUAAGCACAAACACGGCGAACAGUCGUAUAAGCUUUUGGCACAUGCUUUUACUGCCCUGCCCUUGGCAACGUUACUCAGUGCAAGUAAGCCGCCUGCGAAGAAGGAUAACUCAAUCUUGACGGAUGACGGGAGGAAACGCUACUUUGUCGUGCAUGGUGGGCUGUUUAGUAAAGACGAUGUCUCCCUGGAGGAUGUCAAAAAUAUCGACCGUAUUGGGCGACAGCCUGGUCAGGAAGGGUUAAUGUGUUUGUCUUCUCCGCCUUGUUACUACCCUCUUUUAUGGACUGACCCUCAAGUCAUGCCCGGCCGCGGGCCUAGUAAACGUGGUGUCGGUAUAGCAUUUGGUCCUGAUGUAACAAGAAGAUGGUGUCAGUUCAAUAAAGUCACGGGUAUUAUCCGUAGCCAUGAAGUCCGCCAAGACGGGUACGAAAUUGAACAUGGGGGAUUAUGUACGACGGUUUUUUCUGCGCCCAAUUACGUGGAUCAGGCUGGAAACAAGGGGGCUUUUAUUCGGAUUGAUUCGUCUGGUGCUCAAAACUAUUUCCAGUUUGAUGCCAGUCCACAUCCUGCAAUGAAACCUAUGGCUUACGUGCAAGGAGGCCUUGGGAGUCUGAUGAUGUAGCCGCAAUUGUAUCUAUUUUAUACAACGUUGAACCUUGGGUGCAUUCAAGGAAGGAAGAAUUGGAAGACGACAAGAAAG